Nakaseomyces glabratus is the source of this 2421-nucleotide messenger RNA. It is a transcript of the gene APL6, whose product is annotated as AP-3 complex subunit beta. Gene Ontology annotation, biological process: vesicle-mediated transport; intracellular protein transport. The record is from RefSeq and is a predicted model, not a curated record. Lineage: Eukaryota; Fungi; Ascomycota; Saccharomycetes; Saccharomycetales; Saccharomycetaceae. Gene Ontology annotation, cellular component: membrane coat.
AUGAGCCAGUUUGCUUCUGCGUUAGAGUCAGCCCGCACACUGACAUUGGAGGCUGCAGCCGUUGCGUCCUCCAAAUUGGGUGAAUCCUCAUAUAAGCAAUAUUCAAAAACAAUCUCGCCGAGGCAAUUGAAGACCUUGUUGAACUCGAGAAAUACAAGAGAGGUAAAGGAUGGUUUGAAAUGUUUAAUUAGUGCGAUGGCCCUAGGCGACAACACAAUUGAUGCUAAAUCCUAUUUGCCUGAUGUAGUAAAAACUGUUCAUACCGAUGAUAUGCGUAUAAGAAGGCUUGUGGCCUUGUAUCUAGUACGAUAUGCGGAGAUUGAUCAAGAUGUUGCAUUACUAGUAGUAAAUUCACUUCAGAAAUUAGUUAAUGACACCUUAAGUGAAACAAGGGCCUUUUCAAUAAAGUCUCUCGUUGAUAUGAGACUAAAGUCCCUCGAACCUAUAAUAAUUCAUGGUAUGCGCAAAAGUGUUUCUGAUCCAUCAGCAAUUGUGCGAUCUGAAGUUGCAUAUACAAUCGCUAAGAUCUACACAUCUGCCUAUGAGGAUUUUCAAGAUGAACUUGAAAUCACAUUGAAGGAAUUACUGGCUGAUAGCGAUCCCACAGUAAUUUCUUCCGUGAUAGUUGUUUUUUAUCGACACUUCUUGGAUCAUUUAGACUGGCUCCAUGGUCAUUUCAGAAGGUAUUGUAAUAUACUUCAUGAACUGGACUCGAACGCUCAGAUAUAUAUGAUAACUUCAUUGACGCUGUAUUCCAAGAGGUAUAUUCCAAAGCCACUAUUAAGAAACUCUGAAAAUGAAAAGGAGAGCAUGCCAUUACCAGAUGACAUCCAAGAAAUUAUAUAUACGGCAUUUACGAUUGAAAAUGAUCCUGACCUUGAUCUACUUCUAUCUGGAAUAAGAAAGCUGAUAUAUUCUGAUAAUUUUGCUGUUUUGCUUACAUGCUGUCAGGCUAUUUUACAACUUUCGACACCAGGCUCCUUGAGAAGGACCAAAUUCCCAGAAGUUAUUGCCAAUCUGAUUAAUAACUCGAGAACUAAUGGCAGUAUCAAAAGUUUAAUAUUGCAGAAUAUAUUAUUGAUGUCAACUGUGGAUCCGCAAAUAUUUACACCAUACUUUAGGCAGUUUUUUCUUUAUCCAACUGAUAACAUUGUUACAGCAGAGUUCAAACUUAAGGUCUUAUCAUCUUUGGUAACGGAGGAAACGAUUGAUAGCGUUGCAACAGAGAUUAGGCGCUACGUUUACGACGACUUAGCACAGAAUAUAAAAAAGGAAGCUAUGAUUGCUCUUGGGAUAUGUGGUCAACUCUCAGAACUUUGGGAAUCAAAAAUACUAAAGUGGCUUCUGAGAUUCUUAACAUAUCAAAAAUUAGAUAAAAAUUUAAUGGAUACAGCCGUUGAUGUGAUUAGAGUACUUCUUCAUUCUAAUCCAAGGUCUCAUAUCAAAACAGUAUUGGAACUAAGUACAUUAUUAGAGUCACAGGAUACCCUACAUGAUAAAGCUAGAUCUGGAAUAAUAUGGCUUUUUGGAGAAAUUGCUAGGGUUGAAUUUUCAGUAUGCCCAGAUGUACUACGGAAGUUGACAUUAAACUUUGCUCAAGAAGGGAGAUAUUCAAGGCAUCAAAUUUUACUAUUGGCAGCAAAAUUACUUUCUUAUGAUAUAAGCGCGAACACCACUGGAGAUGGGGCAUAUGACUAUUCAAAAUCAAGAUUGUAUCAGAUAUUCAAUACACUUAUUUACCUUGCCAAAUAUGAUGACGAUUUUGAUAUAAGGGAUAGAGCGCGUAUGCUUGGUUCACUUUUUCAUGAAGAUAAGCUACAAAUAGGUACUCUACUUCUUCAAGGCACAAAGCCGGAACCGCAGCUUUUCCCAUCAAAUUAUAGAAAUAGAGAUGGAAGUGAAGAUCAGAAUGUGAAGAGCCUCAUUUCCUAUGGGGUUUCAUCAUCGCUAAUAAAUGCCUACCUCUUUAGAAAGUGGGAAUACUCACCUGACCCUGUAUCAGAAAAUCAAGAUAUCAGAGAGCCCACACCUACUAAAGACUACCGUAAAUAUUAUACAAGCAUAUCCUCAGACAGUUUUAAAGGAAGAGAUACAAUUUCUAAUAAUGCAUUCUCAUCAUCUAUUGAUAGGAAUAAAGACUUUGAGGCAAAACCUUCCAAAGAUUCAACUUAUGUUUCGAAAAGGGGACAAAAAUAUAAGCUACAAAGUUUAGAGGAAUUUUUCUCAGAUAUACCUGAGCAGCCGAACAAGAAGUCUCUCAACCAAAGUAUUGAUAAUUCCACGGGGGACAAGAAGCCUCAUAUUUCAUCUGAAGAAGAGGAUACUGAAGAAGAAAGUGAUGAAGGUAGUAAUUCAGAAUCAGAGACUGGAGAAGAUGACUUAGACAGUUCAGAGGAGUACACAGAUGACUCUUCAGAUUGA